CGCAGGCCUUGCGGGCCCGUUCCUAGCCCCUUCCGGCUGGCGGGCCAGUCCCAGGAGGCCCCGCGCGCCGGUUUCCAGGGCGACGCGUCAGAGCCGGAGGCCGCGGGGUUGGCCCUGCCGCGCGAGUAGCGCUGAACCGAUAACGGCCCAGCCGUCGCCGCGCCCCAGCCGAGCCUCCUGCUAACCUUUCUGAGCCCUCCGGUGUCUCCCGAUCACUCAGUCCGCCCCUGCCCAACUCGGGCUUCGCCGCCUGGCUCUGGAGUUGGUAACGUAGCCGGGUCUUCAGGCCGCUUCCUCUUGCGAACGCGGUCUGAGUCCAAAAGACUGUUCAAUACAUCUGUGUCUCUUUGGCUGUCUUGCAUACAGGGUUUUUUGAAAUACAUUAUUUUCUUAAAAAGAAAUCAAAACAUGUCAAAAAAACACUAUCCUGAAAACUUCAUAAAUACUACAGUGUGAAGACCCCUCCACUCAGGACAUAAAGUUGAUUUUUCAUACAUCUUAGGAACAUCUGGUAAAGAACGCCAGGUUGUUUACUAUGUCAUUGGCUGGUUCAACAGAAGCAAAUCUGGGUGGACAUUUCCCCGGCACAGCCUUCGAAAAUGGUGGGAGUUCCUCAAAAAGGGAGAGCAGCAGCCCAGGUUUUCCCAGGAACAGCGACGCUUCUGACAAGAGUGUUGAAUACAGCAGAUCUCAGUGUUCCUACAGAAGCCCAAGCUCCCACUAUGAUUAUUCGGAAGACUUUCUGUCUGUGUGCUCAGAAACCACAGCUAGAAACAACUACUUAGAGAAGCCUACAGUAAAAGAAAAAAAGGAGAAGAAGUAUAAUGUUUCUAAAAUCUCCCAACUUAAAGUUAACAGGUGGCCCUGUUACAGCGCACCACAGUACUUGGAUUUCACGGGCUUCUUGCCUUUCAUCUCAGCUGAAGAGGCAAGGUUUCAAUCUCCAGUGAAAUGUAACUAUCUGUCUCAGCACCCCAGGAAGAUGGUCUUCGAGUCCGGCCAGAAGGAAAUCUUGGUUAGAAAGAAGCGCAGCUGGAAUGUACCAUUUCUCAGCUCUCAGAUCAGUGUGGCUGCUCAGCGACGUGAUGCCAUGAUCCACCGCAUCCUGUCAGCGAGGCUUCGUAAGAUCAAAGAACUGAAGAAUGAGUUAGCUGAUCUGCACCACAAAGCGGAAGCCACAGUCAUAGAAAACCAAUUUCUGAAACAAGUCCAGCUUAAGCACUUGAAAGCUAUAGGAAACUAUGAGAAUUCACAAAAUAAUCUACCUCAAAUUAUGGCCAAACAUCAGAACGAAGUGAAAAAUUUAAGGCAGCUCCUCAGGAAAUCCCAGGCAAAGGAAAGAGCUAUGUCAAGGAAGCUGAGAGAGAUGGACGGUGAGCUUCUGAGGACAAAAGAUGCCUUGCAGGCAUUGCAGAAGAUUUCUGAAGACAACAGUCUUCCAGAGAGAGAAGAGCUCACUCAGAGGUUGUCCAUUCUUACAGCAAAGAUGGAGGCAAAUGACAAAAAGAUACAGGGCUUGGAGAAACAAUUGAGGCUGAACAAUAAAGCCUUUACUCAGCAGCUGACCUUUGAGAACCGGAAGACCUUAGCAGCUCAGGCUGCCACAAAGACUCUGCAGAUGGAAAUAAAACACCUUCAACAAAAACUUAAGGAGAAGGAUCGAGAGCUCGAAAUUAGAAACAUCUAUUCUAACCGGAUACUCGGAAAUUUACAUGACAAAGAAGAUUAUCCAAAAGUUUCUUCAACGAAGUCAGUACAAGCAGACAGGAAAAGUUUUCCAUUUAUAAGUAUGCGACACCAGGAAACCCAAAAAUCGGAAGAUGUUCCAUCCUGGACAGCUAAGAGCAAAAAGACAACAGGAAACAAUGGUCAUAAAGAAAAAUCUAUUGAAAUAAUCCAUGCAAUGCCUCCCUGUAUCACCAAACUACCAAACCAAGAGGAUUCCAAGAGAAAAUAUGAAGAUUUAUCCAAGGAAGAACAACAUUUGGAAGCACAACCAUCUCUGAAGAAUACUGGACAACAGAGAGACAGAAUAGAAAAUCAAGAAAAGAAGACCACUUUAGUGAAAGAAGAACAGGAACUACCACCAAAAAGAAUUGAAGUAAUCCAUCCCGUAGGGGAAGGUGGUCAGGAAGAUGAUACAGAAAAAUACAAGUUUAAAAGAAGUCCAGAAAUCAGUGACAUGGGUGAUAUGCCAGAUAAAAAUGCUGCUCCACAUAUCAAAAUACCCUUCAGACAAAGAAAGCAUUAUUCAUUCACGGAAGCAAUCGAAAACCUGCAUCACGGGCUUCCCGCCUCAGGUGGGCCGGCCAACGCAGGCAGCACGAGUUACCCUCACAGCACAGGCAAGCACCACAGUCACUCGGAAGAAAUGAAGCUGGAGCACCCUGCCAUCGCCUACGAACCCUCCUUCGCUAAAUCUUACAGAACAAAGGCAAAAGACACAACUUUCAGGGAGAAGAAAAGCAAUCUAAUGGAGGAACUUUUUGGAUCAGACUAUGUCUUAAAAAACAACCAAACAAGUACUACUGUUAUGAAAGAGCCUGAGGAGACUUUGCGGAGUACGAAGAUACAUCAUCUACCCUCUAGCCAGGCGUCCGCCAGCAAUGCUUUUGGAGAUUCUGGAGUAACUGGAGUAAAUUCUAUUAAGUCAUCUUCACCCACAGAAGGAAAGAGAAAGAUAAUUAUUUAAAUAUAAUCAGUAUCCUAACCCACUCUGGCUUUAUGGGCCUUUAGUCUUGUAACUUUAAUGUGUGUGUUUUCAAUACUUAAACUGAUUUUUUAAAAUUAA
Bubalus bubalis (water buffalo) is the source of this 2791-nucleotide messenger RNA. RefSeq names its product lebercilin LCA5 like (gene LCA5L). The transcript has 11 exons. Gene Ontology annotation, cellular component: axoneme. Lineage: Eukaryota; Metazoa; Chordata; Mammalia; Artiodactyla; Bovidae. The coding region runs from base 536 to 2692 and encodes 718 amino acids. Gene Ontology annotation, biological process: intraciliary transport. The record is from RefSeq and is a predicted model, not a curated record.